Molecule: messenger RNA, 249 nt
Organism: Colletotrichum destructivum
Lineage: Eukaryota; Fungi; Ascomycota; Sordariomycetes; Glomerellales; Glomerellaceae
Exons: 1
Coding region: 1-249 (82 amino acids)
Source: RefSeq, a predicted model, not a curated record
AUGCAACUUAUCAAGGCUACCGCAAUUCUUGCCCUCGCCGCCAGCUUGGCCGCUGCAGCCCCGGGUUCAAAGGCUGGUAGCGCGGAAAAGCGCCAGACCACCGAGUUCGGUCCUUAUCCCGAAGAUAAGUACACUGAGAAGCGCCAGGCCACCGAGUUUGGUCCUUAUCCUGAGGACAAGUACACCGAGAAGCGUCAAACCACCGAGUUUGGCCCUUAUCCUGAGGACAAGUACACCGAGAAGCACUGA